Molecule: messenger RNA, 1121 nt
Organism: Cotesia glomerata
Lineage: Eukaryota; Metazoa; Arthropoda; Insecta; Hymenoptera; Braconidae
Gene: Cpr56F
Product: pro-resilin
Exons: 3
Coding region: 164-715 (183 amino acids)
Cellular component (GO): extracellular matrix
Source: RefSeq, a predicted model, not a curated record
UGCUUCCUCGCACUCUGCACCAUACUCAUCAAACCAUCCAUAACAACACACAUAAUACACAUUAUUAAGUUUUAACUUUAACUAAACUAUUUUAUUAAUCAUAAACAGCAAGUUGUGUUUAAAGUUGUUCAAGUUUUUUUUUAUAUUUAUCGCGAGAUAAAAGAUGCUGAAAUUAACCGCGCUGACAGUGUUAUUGGCGACGAUAGUGAUAGCAAGACCGGAACCCCCGGUACUUGGGGGCCAGUACCUUCCGCCUAAUCAGCAGUAUGGUGCACCACAGAGAAACAACGGAUUUGGCGGGAACGCAGGGCCUAAUGGAGGAGGAUUCGGAAAUAAUCAAUACCUCCCGCCAAAUCAGCAAUACGGACCACCAGGGGGUAACUCUGGUAACUCUGGUAACUCUGGUAAUUCCGGCUACAAUGACGGUUACAGUGAUACUCCAGCCAAGUACGAAUUCGAGUACAUGGUAAAUGACAUAGAGAGUGGUAAUGACUUUGGUCACAAGGAGAGCCGUGACGGUGAGGUUACACGCGGCGUUUACUACGUUCUUUUGCCUGACGGCAGACGUCAAACUGUCGAAUACAUUGCCGACGAGAAUGGGUACAGACCAGUCGUCACUUACAUGCAAGAAGGCAAUGGCGCUGGAAAUGGUUACCGAAACGAGGGGCCUGGAAAUGGUUACCCAACCGGAGGAAACAAUGGUUAUCGUUAUUAGUCUUUCUCUAUAUAUAUACCGUAUACCCUAUACCGUUUAUACUCGUUUACUUUACAUAUACAUACCUACUGGUUAUACUCUUUGCUCCAGACAACACAUAAACGUAUACCCUAUUGUUUGUCAUGGUGAACCUGGACCAUACGAUUCGAUUAUACCCAUUUAAAUCCUUCUCUGUACCGUCGGUUCCUUUCGCAAACAUUUGCUGUUAAAUCCUUUCCAUCAUUCUCUACUCAUUCGAUCGCCAAUGAUUGUUUUCUUUUUCGUUUUUUUUUCUUAUUUUUCUAAUACUAUUACUGUUAUAAUUAUUAUUAUUAGUUUUUUUCCAUCAAAUUUUACUGAAUAGUGGGUUAUAUCAAAAAAGGGCUUACCGGUAAUUAAAUUAUUGACAAUAGUAUUAUUAUUAUCA